UUUUUUUUCUCCCCAAUUUUAGGCGAAUUUACCCUCCUGAUGAUAAGGCAUUACUUGAAAAGUAUGAGAGUUUGUUAGCCACUGCUUUCCAGACGUUUCUUGCUGGGAGAGCAGCUUCACUUCAGCGGGAAAUGAAUAACCCUUUAAAAAGAAUGAAGGAGGAGGACAUUUUGGAUCUUCUGGAGCAGUGUGAAAUAGAUGAUGAAAAACUAAUGGGAAAAUGCACCAGGCAGCGAGGACUGAAGCCCUUGUAUUCAAUGCCAGAAAGUGCACAGCCCUUAAGAAAACUUAAGAAUUACAAUAGUGAUAGUAGCUGUGACAGCAGUAGCAGUAUGUCAGAAUCAGGAGAAGAAACUGAAAAGGAAGAUCAUAAUGAAAAAAAGGAGAAAAAAGUUUCAUAUGAUCUUGAAGAAAACAAAUACAAAUCUUUGGAACGAUCAGGUAGAAUGAACUGGAAACCUUCGAUUAAAAACAUAAAAUCUCCUUCAUAUUCAUCCCCCACAUCAUCCACAGGUCCAAUAAGGCGUUCUGUAAGCUGCCCUCGUUCAAUAUCAAUAUUGACUAUGCAGUCACAGGCAGCUGAGCAACGUCCUGUUUCAGCCAAAGCAUCUCUGCAAAUCCAGCGUGCAUCCUCAGUGAAUAGGUCUCAUUCUUUAAAUCGUAGUCCAUCUUCGGCCAGAGUCUCUCAGACACCCAGCUUGGGAACUAUGAACUCCUCAGGGAGUGAGUCUUUGCUGCAACAGAAAACAAAAGAGCAAGAAGUUGCUUUGACAAAAGAGACUCUGCUCAUUAUCAAUGACAUGAGAAUGAAGUUCCCAGGAAAAACAGAUGAAGAAUCAGAAUUAAUUAUAGAAGAUAUUAUGGAUAAUUGGAAGUAUCAUAAAACAAAAGUGGCAUCCUAUUGGUUGGUAAAACUGGAUUCUGUAAAGCAACGAAAAGUUUUGGAUAUAGUCAAGACAAGUGUUCGUGCAGUUCUCCAGCAUGUCUGGAAGGCUCCAGACAUUGAAAAUUUACAUUUGUACCGUCUCUUUAACCGUGUAUUUAAUCGUUUACUUUGGAGCCAUGGUCAAGGUCUAUGGAACUGUUUCUGUAAUUCAGGGAACUCUUGGGAAACCAUAUUCAGUAAAAGCACAGAGGUGGUGACGCCUGAGCAGCUCCAGUGUUGCCAACGAAUAGUACAGCUUUGUAAACACUGCCUGCUGGUGGUUUACAAAUACUCAUCAGAUUCAAGAGGAUCUCCAACUGGGAUUAACCCCCACUGGGAUGAUACAAGGUAUUUAUUGUCAGGACCUUCACUGUUCAUCAUGAAAUCAUCCUCGUCCAGCCUUAGCUGCAGUUCAUCUGGGAUGCCUCGCCCUAACAUUUUGUUCACACACAGAUACAGUCACUUGUGA
Cariama cristata (Red-legged seriema) is the source of this 1394-nucleotide messenger RNA. RefSeq names its product tubulin tyrosine ligase-like family, member 7 (gene TTLL7). Lineage: Eukaryota; Metazoa; Chordata; Aves; Cariamiformes; Cariamidae. The transcript has 9 exons. The annotation marks the transcript as partial. The record is from RefSeq and is a predicted model, not a curated record.